This is a messenger RNA of Haemonchus placei, 798 nucleotides long. The record is from the annotation of a GenBank genome assembly. Lineage: Eukaryota; Metazoa; Nematoda; Chromadorea; Rhabditida; Trichostrongylidae.
AUGCGAUACCUAUGUAUGCGAUUUUCGGGGCUAUGGACUGGAAACUGAGGAGUAAGUCGAUUGAUUGGUUUUGAGCUAUUUUCCCUGCUGAUGUAUGGAGUAUGGUGCUCCGAAUUUGGCCGUCCGUUGCCUGGUGUCCAAUCAUAUAGCAACAUCGUGUCAUUGGGACGGACAAAUUCAAGCAACUACGAAAGAUCUUUGUCAUAUCCUCUGGAUACAAUUUCGGUUGACGGUCUUUUCGAAGCUGCUCGUCUGGCGUCACCCAUGUUACCGCAGUAUCAUCCCAAACAACUUACUGUUCUACUUAAUGCUGGUAGAACUGAGCGUGUCAAAGCAAUUCUUCUCAAUGUACUCUCUGCACUAGAGCAGCGGCAGGUAUCCGUACAAAAUCCGCUUUCUCGUGCUGCCACUAUGAAACGAAUGUCAACCGUCAUCGCUAUGCAGGAAAAAUCUUCUGAUGAGGGCCAGGUUUAUCCUGACUAUAAAGAAAUUGAUGAGAUUGCCCCAUUACCACUUCAUUCAAUUGUUGCCGCCGAUAUGGAAAGUUGCGUGGAAUUUAGAAAAGGAGAAUCCACAAGAAACGUUCUGAUGACCAAUGACUCCAAGCAGCCUGUUCCUACCGCUUUCUCAGUUCGACAUAACAGGCUGUUAACAGAGUUGCUAACUCAUACACAUCUCCCUGGUUUGUCAAGUGUGGAUCAAAUGCAUCUGCUGGCAAUUGCUGAUACACUCAGCCACUUUUCUGCCGAUGACGUGGAUGAACUAAGUCUUGCCAACGCAGGUGAAGUUGGCUUGUGA